CUGAUUUCAGGACUCCAGAAGUUGCAGAUCGAGUGAGAAACAAAAAAGCGGUAAGAGCCCAUGCGAGCGGCGUACUUCAUAGGUCGAUACUGGAGCUGCGGCCGACUGCUUCUCAGAAACUCCAGCAGGAUUGAAAGAAGUCGUAGUCUUUUACCUGGUCUUCUUUCGACUAUGAGCGGGGACAGUGGUGCCGCCGGCCCGCGGUACGUGGUCCGACGGGGCGCCAGUGGCCCGGUGGUCACUUACCGGCCGUUUGAGAACGCCGAGCACGGGCUGGAGCCCGAGUUCCGGCUUCUGGGCCUGGCGGACAUGAAAGGAUGAGGCUGCAAGGUUCCCCAGGGUGUGCUAAACAAGCUGCUCAACUCGCUGAGGGGAGACAGCGGAACGCAGCAAACCGUGUCGCACCACCCAGAGGGAACCCAGAUCGAUAUUGGCAUGGAUUCCAGUGUUGUACCUCUUGGAGACUCUGGCUUUUCCUUGGUUCAAACUAUCGAUUACUUUUAUCCAUCUGUUGAAGAUCCUUACAUAGCUGGCAAGAUAGCGUGCGCCAAUGUACUGUCUGACCUUUAUGCUCUCGGAGUGACUCGAUGUGAUAACAUGCUGAUGGUGAUGGCUGUCAGCACCAAGCUUACUGAAAAACAGAGGGACAUUGUCGUGCCCCUUCUCAUCAAAGGAAUCAAGGACUUGGCUGAAGAAGCUGGCACCAAAGUCACGGGAGGUCAGACGGUGCUGAACCCGUGGCCCAUGAUAGGUGGUGUCGCAUCGGCAGUUUGUAGAGAGGCUGAUAUCAUUUCGCCGGACAAUGCUCAAGCGGGAGACGUGUUGGUGUUGACGAAACCUCUGGGCACUCAGGUGGCUGUGAAUGCUCACCAGUGGCUUGAGAAGCCGGAGCGCCGUGCUCAACUCGAUAAGGCUGGCAUCAGCGAGGAAGACGUUCAGAGAGUCUACUUCCGAGCUAUGGACUGCAUGGCACGCCUCAACCUUACUGGGGCACACCUGAUGCACAAACAUGGGUGCCACGGGGCUACGGACGUCACGGGCUUCGGGUUGCUUGGCCAUGCACAGAACUUGGUUCAAGUGCAGCAGCGUUCAGUGGGCUUUGUGAUCCACACAUUGCCGAUCAUUGCCAAGGUCCCCGCCCUGUUGGCUGCCACGGGCACCUCGUUCAAGCUCAUGCAGGGAUACUCGGCCGAGACGUCGGGUGGACUGCUGAUGUGCCUACCAAAAGAGAAGGCUCAGGCGUACUGUGAAGAAAUAGAGCGGCUUGAGGGCUACCCGGCUUGGAUAAUUGGCGAUGUUGUCGAAGGGGAACGAGUGGCAAGGCUAACGGACUCCCCACGUGUGAUCGAAGUGCCUUCAGCUGACAAAGAAUCAGAACUUUGGUAGCUUAAUCAUCAAGGGGAUAAGAGCUAUCGUAAAAAAUGUGGUCGAUAGAUUUUUAUUACAUUUAUGGCAUUUAGCACAAAACUUUUUAAGACAAAAGUACACCCAAUAUUCAAGAUCUGUGGGAUGCAAAAUUUUCUAAGAAGUUAUAUUCUCGGUUUUUCUGGCAACCUAACCUCCAAAUAUAAAUGUUGCAGUCUGUAGUUAGUGUGCAACAUAUACAGUCACGACCUACAGUAAUAGCAUUACGCACUAAAUGAGCAGAAAUUCCCAUUUGUUGUAAAACCAUCAUUUCCUAAUCUUUUGCUUACGCACUAAAUGAGCAGCCAUUCCCAUUUGUUGUAAAACCAUCAUUUCCUAAUCUUUUGCUGUUAGGCGUGCUUUCCGUGACUGUUUUGAUACCUCAAUGAACUAGCAUAAAUGCCAGCUAAAACUUCCGGCAAGCAUCAUUUUGGCUCAAAUGUUGUUUCUUUUGAUAGAUGCACUAUUAAUUUUUUGUUAGUCUACUGCUAUUGUCAUUCCAGAUAUUCCUUUGUCUUUAUGUAGAAUACCUUAUGUUAAUUGAUGUUGUGCUGAUAGAGCUUUUGCGCGAGUACAGAAUGAUGGCUGUUCCUAAGAGGGACCUUUAUGAAUCUACACCUGUCAAAUGUUGUAGGCGGUGUGGAGGAUGGCUCGUCUCCAACGGGAAUCUCCCACAGCCUAUUGUUGCUUGUUGCACCACUUGUCAUGCGCCGCAAAUAAAGUAUUUUUUACCCGUUUC
This is a messenger RNA of Rhipicephalus microplus (southern cattle tick), 2143 nucleotides long. Its product is annotated as inactive selenide, water dikinase-like protein. Lineage: Eukaryota; Metazoa; Arthropoda; Arachnida; Ixodida; Ixodidae. Gene Ontology annotation, molecular function: selenide, water dikinase activity; ATP binding. Gene Ontology annotation, cellular component: cytoplasm. The record is from RefSeq and is a predicted model, not a curated record. Gene Ontology annotation, biological process: L-selenocysteine biosynthetic process.